UUUGUGCGCCUCCGUCCGCUGCGCGCGCCGCUCCAGGCCCCGCCGCGCCCCGCCUGCGCCCGGGACUGCGCCGCGGCACUCACUGCCCCGUUUAUUUGUCUUUGGAGCAGGCGGGCCGCGCCAGAAGCGGGCGAUCCCGCAGUGUCCUGCAGCCGCGGACGCCGCCUGGCUAGGAUGACACCACGUUGAGUGCGUCUGCAAACAACAACAACAACAAGCGCAGCCGCGGCCACUGCGUCCACCGCGCCCUGCUCCUCCGAAGCGCCGCGCCGCCGCCGGUGUAGCCCGCCCGCGUCCCCGGCCGUCCGCAGCGCCCGGCCGCCGGUGUAUGCCGCGCCUGCCCGGGACGGGCUGAAGCCGGCGGCGGGCCGCACCGCAGGCGCCAAGCAGGGCCAGGGCGGCCAGGGCAGCCUCCUGCCGCCGAGCCCCGAGCGCCGCCGACUGCGGACGCGCUUUCGGCCGGGAGCCGCGGCCGCCACCAGCAGUGUUCAUGUUUGGGAUUCAGGAGAAUAUUCCGCGCGGGGGGACGACCAUGAAGGAAGAGCCGCUGGGCAGCGGCAUGAACCCGGUGCGCUCGUGGAUGCACACGGCGGGCGUGGUGGACGCCAACACGGCCGCCCAGAGCGGCGUGGGGCUGGCGCGGGCGCACUUCGAGAAGCAGCCGCCUUCCAACCUCCGGAAAUCCAAUUUCUUCCACUUCGUGCUGGCGCUCUACGACAGGCAGGGGCAGCCGGUGGAGAUCGAAAGGACCGCUUUUGUGGACUUUGUGGAGAAAGAGAAAGAGCCGAACAACGAGAAAACCAACAAUGGCAUUCACUAUAAGCUGCAGCUACUGUACAGCAAUGGCGUCAGAACAGAGCAAGAUCUCUACGUCCGCCUCAUAGAUUCAAUGACCAAGCAGGCCAUCGUUUAUGAAGGCCAGGACAAGAACCCGGAGAUGUGCCGCGUGCUGCUGACCCACGAGAUCAUGUGCAGCCGGUGCUGCGACAAGAAGAGUUGUGGCAAUCGGAACGAGACGCCCUCAGACCCCGUGAUCAUCGACAGAUUCUUUCUAAAGUUCUUCCUCAAGUGCAAUCAGAACUGCUUGAAGAAUGCAGGCAACCCUCGGGACAUGCGGAGGUUCCAGGUCGUUGUAUCGACAACAGUCAACGUGGACGGCCACGUGCUGGCCGUGUCUGACAACAUGUUUGUGCACAACAAUUCCAAACACGGGAGGCGGGCCCGCCGCCUAGACCCGUCAGAAGCCACUCCGUGCAUCAAGGCCAUCAGCCCCAGUGAAGGCUGGACCACGGGGGGCGCCACUGUGAUCAUCAUCGGGGACAACUUCUUUGAUGGUCUACAAGUUGUAUUUGGAACCAUGUUGGUGUGGAGCGAGCUGAUAACCCCCCACGCCAUCCGAGUGCAGACACCUCCGCGGCACAUCCCUGGCGUUGUGGAAGUCACCCUCUCCUACAAGUCUAAGCAGUUCUGCAAAGGUGCUCCUGGGCGCUUUGUCUACACCGCCCUUAAUGAGCCAACCAUAGAUUAUGGCUUCCAGAGGUUGCAGAAAGUGAUACCCAGACAUCCAGGUGAUCCCGAAAGGUUACCCAAGGAAGUGUUGCUGAAGAGGGCAGCAGACCUUGUGGAAGCCUUGUACGGGAUGCCUCACAACAACCAGGAGAUCAUCCUUAAGAGAGCGGCUGACAUCGCUGAGGCAUUGUACAGCGUUCCCCGCAAUCACAACCAGAUCCCCACAUUGGGCAACACACCGGCGCACACUGGCAUGAUGGGUGUGAACUCCUUCAGCAGCCAGCUCGCAGUUAACGUGUCAGAGACCUCACAAGCCAAUGACCAAGUCGGCUACAGUCGCAAUACAAGCAGCGUGUCCCCGCGAGGCUACGUCCCCAGCAGUACUCCCCAGCAGUCCAAUUACAACACAGUCAGCACUAGCAUGAAUGGAUAUGGAAGUGGCGCCAUGGCCAAUCUAGGGGUCCCUGGCUCGCCUGGAUUUCUUAAUGGCUCCUCCGCUAACUCUCCCUACGGCAUGAAACAGAAGAGCGCUUUUGCGCCCGUGGUCCGGCCCCAAGCCUCGCCUCCUCCUUCCUGCACCAGCGCCAAUGGGAACGGACUGCAAGGCUCUCUGCUGGGUGCCGAGGACGCAACCGUGGAGAAGACAAACUGGCCCUUUUGUGAAGUCGGUGGUAUAUUCCACUUUGAUGAACUAAUGCUCAAAAAAGGAACUGGAAAGCUAUGUCUGGGCUGGUAGUCCCGCCCAUGUGAGGGACUCUGUUUACCUUCACAGCACCCAGCAUCCAAGGACGGACUUCAGGGGACACAUGUAGUGUGCUAAGACAUGCUGAUGGAAACGAUACCUUCAAAACUAAACAUCAGCAGCGGUUGAAUGCUACAAAAGACAUUUAAAGAUUUUAUUUAAACUGUUAAGAACCAACACGCGAACAAAGCCUACUUCUUCAUGAACAAUUCCAUUUUAUUGACUGAACUUUUCUCAUAUUUUCACAUUUCUCAGUCCUGAAGAUUAAGGAAAACAAAGCGACACCUAUUUUGUAUAAAGUUUCUGAUUCCGUCCUGGCUGUCUAGUGCGUGCUAUCUGUGUGGGGAGAAGCUUCGUGAAUAUGCACCAUUUUGAUGCCCAUGCAACACUGAGGAAGAAAAGCCUCGAAACAUUUUUCUGUACUCAUAUUUAGAUUCACAAUGGUUGUGUAUCUCUAUAAUGUGAAAUAUUUUUUUGUGGUGAAAAAAAGGGGGCCAAGGAGGUAUGAGCCAUUAACUGGAACAGAGGAGGAUAUG
Molecule: messenger RNA, 2787 nt
Organism: Chionomys nivalis (European snow vole)
Lineage: Eukaryota; Metazoa; Chordata; Mammalia; Rodentia; Cricetidae
Gene: Ebf3
Product: EBF transcription factor 3
Exons: 17
Coding region: 491-2245 (584 amino acids)
Biological process (GO): regulation of transcription by RNA polymerase II
Molecular function (GO): DNA-binding transcription factor activity, RNA polymerase II-specific; RNA polymerase II cis-regulatory region sequence-specific DNA binding
Source: RefSeq, a predicted model, not a curated record